GGGUGGCCGGGCUGCGGGGCUCGUACCGAGGCCAUAGAGACAGGGGGUGCGGAAGGAGCGGAGAGGGAACGCGGCAGGUUAAAACGACAAUCAGUAUUAUGGAGGAGGCCUUCGAAUUGUUCCAGGAACAAGCUGUCACUAAACCUUCUCCAUGUGAAGCUGAACUUCAGGAAUUAGUGCAUCAAAUUGACAUCAUGGUAAACAGAAUGCAACUGGAAUGGGAAAGAAAGAUGAGAGCUUUAGAAGCAAAGAUGGAUAUCCAGGAUCAAGAAUUAGCAAGUGCCCAAAGCAAACUGGAUCAAAAAGGUCAAGAGGUGGGACUACUUCAACAAAAAUUGGAAGACUUACAGAAAACUAAAUAUGAAAUGGCUCAGAGCUACGAAACUCAGCUUCAAGCACUGAAAUCUCAAUUUUCAAAGUUGACACAUAGUUAUGAAAAGCUACAGUCACAUCAGCUAAAACACAAAAAGGUCAACAGUAGAGAAAAAUGUGAGGAAAGCCUAGUGACAUCAUCUGACCCAAGAAAUUUGUACAAGAAACUGGAGGAAUUUAAAUUGAGAGAAGGGGAUAAGAAUGGGACAAUCUGCCAAAAUUUUCCUGUUUAUUUGGAUGCUCAACAAAAAUUAUUGUCUGAGAAAUAUAAUUUAUUUCAGUUGCUCUUUUGUGAGGUCUCUGAUUGCCAGUUGGAGUCUUGCACUAUAUUUUUCUCAGGAUGUAUUGACAAUUUGAAGCAGACCCAGAAUUAUCAAUUCCAAAUACAAAAUAAGAAAAAAACCCAAGAAGAGGUAAUUACCUAUGCCCAGCCUGAAAGUGAAAAGGAUGAUUUGAUUAUUGAAAAACUAAAGGCAACUGUGAAUGAAAUAGCAAGGAACAAGAAUAAACUUGAAGAGGAAAAUCUGAAGCUCCGUGAAGAUCUGAAAGUGUACCAAAACCAGUGCCAGAAUAUGGAGGCAGACGUUUCAGAAAUGAGACAUGAGCUGGAGUCACGGGACAGUCUCUGGAGAAGGAUGCAGCUGGAAUGCCAGCAGUUGCAUACAGAAUUAUUGAAAAUCAAAGAGUACAAAGAUACGCAGGAAAUUCAAAUGAAGCAUCAAUCAUCUCCUGUUCAACUUACUGAGCAACUAGAAAAUAAAAACACUGAGUUAUUACUAUUUGCAGAAAGUCAAGAACGCCAACAAGAAGAGCUAAACAAGAUAAGAAACCACAUUUAUCGAGAGGAGCAGUCCCAUUGCUCUGAGGGGGAAAGAAUGAAGACAGAAAUCUCUGACCUGACAGAGGAGCUUCAUCAGAAGGAGAUCACUAUAGCAACUAUCAUGGAGAAAGCUACUCUUCUGGAAAGACAGUUAAAAAUGGAGUUAGAGACAAAAGAUAAAUUGUUAGCAAAACAACAGUUAUUGGAAUUCCAAUACCAAGUUAUCAAAUCUGAAAACACACAUCUAAAAGGGAUGGUGGAAAACCAGGAGCAUGAAAGUUGCAUGAAUAUAGAUUUAUGUAACAAAGAACAUGGAAAUUUCACAGCUUCUGUUCACAAAACGAAACAUGAGAAUUUAAGACUAGAAAAUAGUUUUGCUAAACUACAAAAUGACAGAGAAAUAUCAAUACUGGGUUGCACAGAUACAUAUGGAGAAACAGAGCACAACUACCAAAUCCGUUCAAAGAUGCAAGAAGAGGAAGAGAGAUCAUUCCAAAAUAAAGAUGCAGGAGAAAUGGAAUGUCAACAGACUGAUAUGCUUCCUGCCAGUGGACACCACAGAGACCGUAGUCCUGCUUUAUAUGGCCAAGGCAAUAUCACUGGGUCAAAAAGUGACAGCAUUUUAUCUUCUCAUCCACUUCACAGAGGUCAUGAAAAGAAAAUAGUUUAUAAAUCUCCAUCACCACUAGUGGGGUAUCCUUUGGGCUCUGGUGGGCCAUAUUCUAAAAUGGGCAGAACAGGCAGUUUACUGAGCCCUGCUUACAGUGGAGAAGAAAUGAAAUUAUCAGAAGAAAUCAAAUUAUCAUCUCCCCAUGAGAUGUCCUUCCUUGCAACAACAGAAAAGUUCCUUCAAGAGGAAGAUAAACAUGCAAGAGAGUUUGAAGAACGUUUAAAUUUGCACCUUGAAGAGCUGCAAAGAUAUUCUGAAAAUAUUCUAAAAAAACAUGCCAGGGUACAGCAAAGCAGACAUACUUAAGCCAGUCACAUAAUUAAGAAAAGAAAACCAAGUAAUGACCCAUGAGUUUCUUAAAAUUAAAAUCUGCAACUAGUUGCUUAAUGUAUUUAGGCACAUUGCCAAUAGCAUUUAUUUUUAGUACCAAGUUUUCAAUAAGAUCAUUAUUAUCCUAUGGAUUUAAAUAUAGCGUAACUUGACUAUAUUACAAAAUAAACUCUGAUCAUAUUCUAAAAUAUACAGGCUGGUUUUGCACAGUUAAAUUGUGUGCAGCAGAGACCCUGUUGCAGCUCUGUAAAAUAAGUAAGAUAUUAAAAUUCUGUAGUGUACA
Molecule: messenger RNA, 2475 nt
Organism: Neopelma chrysocephalum (saffron-crested tyrant-manakin)
Lineage: Eukaryota; Metazoa; Chordata; Aves; Passeriformes; Pipridae
Gene: DEUP1
Product: deuterosome assembly protein 1
Exons: 15
Coding region: 99-2168 (689 amino acids)
Biological process (GO): centriole replication; de novo centriole assembly involved in multi-ciliated epithelial cell differentiation
Cellular component (GO): deuterosome; centriole
Source: RefSeq, a predicted model, not a curated record